GAAUUCCAAUAAGAAAUGCCAAUAAUAUUUAUGAUUUUUUUCAUAAACUAAAUCAAAGCUAUGCGAGAUCAGUUUUGCACCAGUAAUUCCACCAAAGAAAGCAAGGUAGAAGACAACCGCAGUACCGGCGAAGGGGCGCAGUACCGUCUUACCAGGCCACUGUUUCAAAGAUUUGAGAUUUCGUGCACACUCCCAUUCUUCUCCAGAUUUGAGAUUUCUGCUCACAUUCUCUGUUCUCUGCAAGAUGGGUGGGACCGAUGCGUGGGUCCCAAACCCUGCACUGUACAUCUUCCUCUUUGCAUCAUCUUUGCUAUCGAUAUGCUGUUUCCGGGUCAACUCCAGUGGCAGGGCGUUCAAUGUGUUUGACCAUUCACACUCAGCUUCCUUCUCUAACUCCAAAAGAAGCUUCCUUUUCCUAUUCUCCCUCACUUCAGUGAUAGAAGGAUUAUGGGCAGUGUUUGGGGAGAAUGAAAUGAUAUAUUAUGGAAUUAGCAAGGAUGUGAUGGUGUUGUGGAUGUGUCUUGGAUGUGCAGCUGCUCUCUUUGUUGGCUCCUUUUUGGGGGUACUGUCAGAUUUAAUUGGCCAGAAGAAACUGUGUUUGUUAUUUUACAUGGUGCAUCUCUUUGUAAUCAUUUGCAAGAAAGUUAUUGCGAAUCCCAGUCUUUGGAUUGCCAACGUCUGCCUCUCUCUUUCCUCUUCAAUUUUUCACUUCAAUUUUGAAACAUGGAUGGUAUUUGAGCAUGAAAAGCAAGGUCUCAGACGGGAUGCGUUAAAUGACAUGUUUUGGCUAAUGUCCUUUUGCGAAUCUGCAUCCUUUAUUGUUAGCCAAGCCCUUGGGAAUUGGCUCAUUGGUGGUAAUAAUUCAGGGUCAACCAUGAACUUGCUUCCCACUGCAGCUGCAAUACUAUCAAUUCUUGGUCUCAUGUAUGCCAGUCAAGGAUGGAAAGAGUUGCCUCACGCCGUCAAAUAUGAAGAUUAUAAAAUUAAAUUCCAUAAAUAUAUUUUAACUGAUAAAAGAGUAUGGUUGCUUUCAUGGGUACAAGCUUGCGUUCACUUCUCAAUCACAGUGUUCUGGAUUAUUUGGGCUCCAACUAUAGUGGGUGAUGGGAGAGAGGUUUUGCUAGGGAUGGUAUACCCUUGUCUCCUUGGUGCAAGAAUGCUAGGCAGCACUGCUUUUCCAUGGUUCAAUGGACCAUUAUCACUUCGGACUGAGGAAUACUUAGUAUACAGUUUUGUUGUUAUGGGUUCUGUUCUGUCCAUCAUAGCUUAUGACUAUCAGGAAAUUGAAACUCUUUUGGUACUGUUCUGUCUAUUCCAUGCUUGUUUGGGACUGGUUUUGCCUUCACUUGCCAGAUUAAGAACCAUGUUUGUACCAAAUGAAUGUCGUGCAGGGAUGAUGAGUUUAUCUCUAGCCCCAUCAAAUGCUGCACUCUUGUUCUUUCUUCUCCAACGAGGUUAUUAUCAUAACAUUGAAAAUUCAACGGUCAUAGCUAUGGGGGCUUUCGGACUUUUCACGGCAGCUAGUUGCAUGUAUAUGUUAAAGCAAUCAGGGAAGCAACCUCAUCAAAAUUGGCUGAAGUUAUGAAUAUGGUCACAAUUUUUCCAAGCCAUUGUUAAUGAUCCAUCAAAUUGCAUUUAGCAGUUUAGCACAGUUAUAGAAACAAAAAAAGUUGUUGUAGGUUGGUAUAUCCUGUUUAUUUCUUUAUUGGCCUUAGGGAGUUAGGGUUAAUAAGUAGUAUUUUCUUUAGUUAAUGUGAAUUUUGGUAAUAUUGGUUUUCCAUAUGAGAUAAUGGCCCCGUUUGGGUAAUGGUGUUUUUUUAACAAAACGCCGAUAUUUUUUAACAACAAACGCUGCAUUUUGCAG
This is a messenger RNA of Cuscuta epithymum, 1864 nucleotides long. The record is from the annotation of a GenBank genome assembly. NCBI's taxonomy places the organism in Eukaryota, Viridiplantae, Streptophyta, Magnoliopsida, Solanales, Convolvulaceae.